Penicillium verrucosum is the source of this 1950-nucleotide messenger RNA. RefSeq names its product anion exchange family protein. The transcript has 5 exons. The record is from RefSeq and is a predicted model, not a curated record. Gene Ontology annotation, molecular function: solute:inorganic anion antiporter activity; borate efflux transmembrane transporter activity. The coding region runs from base 1 to 1950 and encodes 649 amino acids. Lineage: Eukaryota; Fungi; Ascomycota; Eurotiomycetes; Eurotiales; Aspergillaceae. Gene Ontology annotation, cellular component: plasma membrane; fungal-type vacuole. Gene Ontology annotation, biological process: transmembrane transport; monoatomic anion transport; monoatomic ion homeostasis.
AUGCACGCUUCCACGUCCGCUCAGCGGAAACCUUCUCAGCAGUCGCAGCGGCUAUCAUCCGUGCGCUCAGCACGGUCAGGUAGAUCUUAUCAUGGUAUUGCACGUCAACAUGGCCAGUAUUUGGACCAACAAGACAGUGCCCAAGAAAACUCGCAGCACCGUGCGUCGACGACAGCGUCAGCACACUCGCCUCAGACGAAAUGGUGGCAUGUCCACUUGUUCCGUGGAAUGAUCAACGAUGUCAAGCGCAGAGCACCAUAUUAUUGGAGCGAUUGGACUGAUGCAUGGGAUUAUCGUGUCGUGCCUGCUACGGUCUAUAUGUAUUUUGCUAAUAUCUUGCCUGCCCUGGCCUUCUCGUUGGAUAUGUUCGAGAAGACAAGUCAAAGCUAUGGCGUCAAUGAAGUUCUACUUGCUUCUGUUCUUGGUGCAAUUGUAUUUGCGCUUUUUGCGGCUCAGCCGCUGGUCAUUGUCGGUGUUACUGGUCCCAUCACUGUGUUCAACUAUACUGUCUAUGAUAUCAUGGCUCCUCGGGGAACACCGUAUCUUGCAUUCAUGUGUUGGAUUGGAAUCUGGUCUUUGAUUAUGCAUUGGAUACUGGCUAUCACUAAUUCCUGUAACGCCCUGACAUAUGUCACUCGAUUCUCGUGCGACAUCUUCGGGUUCUACGUUGCUUGUAUCUAUAUCCAGAAGGGCAUUCAAGUUCUCACCAGACAAUGGGGCUCCGUGGGAGAAACCUCUGCUUACCUGAGUAUCAUGGUUGCACUACUUGUCCUGAUGUGUUCAUGGAUCUGUGGAGAACUGGGCAACAGCAAUCUUUUUAAGCGACCCGUUCGGAAAUUCUUAGAGGACUACGGUACACCUUUGACCAUCAUCUUCUUUACUGGUUUUGUCUACAUCGGUCAGAUGAGGGGUGUUGAUGUCGCCACGCUCCCUACCAGUAAGGCUUUCUUUCCUACAACCGACCGGUCUUGGCUUGUGCAUUUCUGGGAUAUCAGUAUCGGAGAUAUCUUCCUUGCCAUCCCAUUUGCGAUUCUUCUCACAAUUCUCUUUUACUUUGAUCACAAUGUGUCAUCUCUCAUUGCCCAAGGAACCGAAUUUCCUCUUCGAAAGCCAGCUGGCUUCCAUUGGGACAUUUGGCUCCUCGGUCUCACAACCUUCGUGGCUGGAAUUAUGGGAAUACCAUUCCCCAAUGGCCUGAUUCCCCAAGCCCCCUUCCACACUGCCGCCCUCUGCGUCACCCGUCAGGUGGCAGACGAAGACGACACAAACAAGGGCAAAGCUAUCCGAGUAACAGACCACGUAGUAGAACAGCGAGUUAGCAACUUCGCACAGGGACUUUUGACACUGGGAACAAUGACUGGACCCCUCCUCGUCGUGCUCCACUUGAUUCCACAGGGCGUGAUGGCUGGUUUGUUCUUUGUUAUGGGUGUCCAGGCUCUACAAGGCAAUGGCAUUACACAAAAACUGAUUUUCCUCGCCGAAGACGAGAAGUUUACCUCCGCGUCGGAUCCUCUCAAGCGAAUUGAGCGCCGUUCCGCCAUUUGGGUCUUUGUCGCUCUUGAAUUGUUUGGCUUUGGUGCGACUUUCGCUAUCACUCAGACAAUUGCUGCUAUCGGGUUUCCUGUUAUCAUUCUCCUUCUGAUACCGGUACGCUCGUUCCUGCUUCCUAAAUGGUUUUCCCGCGAGGAGCUUGCAACACUCGACGGACCGACAGCUAGUCCAUUCACCAUGGAAAGUGUCGGUGGCACCCACGGAAUGGAGGAGUACGAUGACGCGACGGCUAGCGGGGGCCGGGAUGAUUAUUCGAGUGGAGGUGACGGAGUCCUGAGAAACCGAACUUCAGCUUCUCCGGAAUCUGCAGUUGAAGAGGAUGAUCUAGAGCGAGGUGAGGCUUAUGAGCUCCCCUCCCUUGUUUCACGCAGAAGGAGCACAGCCAGCAGGGUAGACUAA